Messenger RNA from Musa acuminata subsp. malaccensis (wild Malaysian banana), 3004 nucleotides. Its product is annotated as ATP-dependent zinc metalloprotease FTSH 9, chloroplastic/mitochondrial. Gene Ontology annotation, biological process: proteolysis. Gene Ontology annotation, molecular function: ATP binding; metalloendopeptidase activity; ATP hydrolysis activity. NCBI's taxonomy places the organism in Eukaryota, Viridiplantae, Streptophyta, Magnoliopsida, Zingiberales, Musaceae. Gene Ontology annotation, cellular component: membrane; chloroplast thylakoid. The record is from RefSeq and is a predicted model, not a curated record.
UUGGGUGCAUGACUUGCUCCCUAAUCUCUGCUCGCGCGAUAAGGUUUCGGCUCCUCUCCUUCCCCUUCCCCUCCUUGUCAACCCCAAAUCGUGUGGCUCUCGGUGAACUAAAAUCCCUAAAUUAACCCCUCUUCCCCCACGAGAGAGAGAGAGAGAGAGAGAGAGAGACGCAGUGGCUUCAUUCGCCGCUGCAAUCGACGCGCAGCGCCGCCAUGAUGGCCCUCCAAGCCUUUCUCCUCUUCCGGCCGUUGCCUUCGCCUCCCCCCUCGCGCCGCCCUGAGCGCCUCUGCCCUACCGCUCUCCGUCGCCCCGCCGGCUUCUUGAUCCCCUCUCACCUCCACAAAUCCCGUUCCCACCGCCGUCUCAACCUCGCCCCCGCUCCCCGCGCAUUGCCUUCCGAGAACACGGAUUCGUUUCUUGAACCCUCAUCUCCCGAUAAAGAUUCCUCCUUGGAUGCCCAAGGCCUCCUAAACUCUCAGCUUUCACAAGAUUCCGCUGGAGAGAGCUUGAGAGGGGAGCUCGACGCUGCUGCCGUUGUAGGUGAUGCCGGAAAUGGUGCUGCUUUUGUGGAGGAGUCGGUGGAGAAGACGGGGACAGAGAGCAGGUUGCCUCUCAUGUUGUACUUGAUGGGAGUCCUGGCUUCGGCUAGGAAGAGUUUGAACGCGUUGUUGAUGUCGGAGUGGCUGAGCUGGUGGCCCUUCUGGAGAAAGGAGCAGAGGCUGGAGCGGCUGAUUGCCGAUGCCGAUGCAAACCCCAAGGAUGCUGGCAAGGAGAGUGCCCUUCUUGCCGAGCUCAAUAAGCACAGCCCUGAAGCAGUCAUCAGACGGUUUGAACAAAGAAAUCAUGCAAUAGAUAGCAGAGGAGUUGCAGAAUAUCUUCGAGCUCUUGUUGUAACUAAUGCUCUUGCAGAAUAUCUUCCAGAUGAGGGUUCAGGAAAACCUUCCAGCCUUCCUACACUGUUGCAAGAGUUAAAGCAACGUGCAUCUGGAAAUGAGGAUGAGCCAUUCUUGAAUCCUGGAAUAUCAGAGAAGCAACCACUGCAUGUAGUUAUGGUUGACCCUAAAGCAUCAAAUAGAUCAUCACGAUUUGCUCAAGAACUCCUCUCAACCAUCUUAUUUACCAUUGCUGUCGGUUUUAUGUGGGUGUUGGGUGCAGCUGCACUGCAAAAGUAUGUUGGCAGCUUAGGUGGUAUUGGGACAUCUGGUGUUGGUUCAAGUGCCACAUAUGCCCCAAAAGAGUUGAACAAAGAAAUCAUGCCAGAGAAGAAUGUUAAAACCUUUAAGGAUGUAAAAGGUUGUGAUGAUGCAAAGCAAGAGCUUGAGGAAGUGGUUGAGUAUCUUAAGAACCCAGCAAAAUUCACUCGGCUUGGUGGGAAAUUGCCGAAGGGAAUUCUUUUGACUGGCGCACCUGGCACUGGAAAGACUUUGCUCGCAAAGGCUAUUGCAGGUGAAGCUGGUGUGCCUUUCUUCUACAAAGCAGGUUCAGAAUUUGAGGAAAUGUUUGUAGGAGUUGGAGCUCGUCGUGUGCGGUCAUUAUUUCAGGCAGCUAAAAAGAAGGCACCUUGCAUCAUUUUCAUUGAUGAAAUAGAUGCUGUGGGUUCCACUAGAAAGCAGUGGGAGGGACACACUAAGAAAACGUUGCAUCAACUGCUUGUGGAAAUGGAUGGCUUUGAGCAAAAUGAGGGAAUAAUAUUGAUGGCUGCUACAAACUUGCCAGAUAUACUGGAUCCAGCAUUGACAAGACCUGGCAGAUUCGAUAGGCAUAUUGUUGUUCCGAGUCCUGAUGUGCGGGGUCGGCAGGAGAUUCUGGAGCUUUACUUGCAGGACAAGCCAUUAGCUGAUGAUGUAGACAUAAAAGCAAUUGCUCGUGGUACUCCUGGCUUCAAUGGUGCAGAUCUUGCAAACUUGGUAAAUAUUGCUGCCAUUAAGGCUGCAGUAGAAGGCAUCGAGAACAUAGCUGCUGCACAAUUGGAAUUUGCAAAGGAUAGGAUAAUUAUGGGUACAGAAAGGAAAACUAUGUAUAUAUCUGAAGAUUCAAAGAAGCUCACUGCUUACCAUGAGAGCGGUCACGCCAUUGUUGCACUCAACACUGACGGUGCUCAUCCUAUACAUAAAGCGACCAUUAUGCCCCGAGGUUCUGCACUAGGGAUGGUAACUCAACUUCCUUCUCAAGAUGAAACAUCUGUUAGCAAGAAGCAGCUAUUAGCUCGCCUUGAUGUCUGCAUGGGAGGGAGGGUAGCUGAAGAGCUCAUCUUUGGUGAAGACAGUGUCACAACUGGUGCUAGUAAUGAUCUACACACUGCCACAGAGCUCGCUCACUAUAUGGUCUCAACCUGUGGAAUGAGUGAUGCAAUUGGCCCAGUUUAUGUUAAAGAACGGCCAGGUUCUGAGAUGCAGUCGCGGAUAGAUGCAGAAGUGGUCAAACUCUUGCGAGAAGCUUAUGAUCGAGUUAAACAGUUACUAAAGAAGCAUGAAAAUGCGCUACAUGCACUGGCUAAUGCACUUCUCGAGUACGAGACUCUCAGUGCGGACGACAUCAAACGAAUCCUCAAUCCUUACCAAGAAGUCCAACUCCCUGAACAGCAAGAGGAGCUUGCUUUGACCUGAACGGCGUUGUCUUGACAUAUUUUUUCGGUCUUUCUUCCUGGUAAACUAAUGUACAGUAAUGCAAACGUAGGCCAAUUUUUAGACUAGUUAUGAUAAUUCUUGGCAUAUAUAUUGAGCGUUCAAGGAAGAUGUGAAGUUAUUCUUUUCAAUUUCGCAUCAAAAUUUGCAGGGAAACCAAAGGAACCAAAAUCCUUGUUGGUGGGGUGUGAUUUGUCAAACGUCGGUCGAUCAGAGAGUCCACAUUGACAUGAAAAAGGAAGAAAGCAGAUGUGUUUUUUGAGUAGGGAUGGGAUCUGCAGAAGACUUUUUGUUCAUUUUAAUAUUAUUAUUAUGAAAAACCUGUACAAAACAUGGGAGCCUUUCAAGAAAUAAGAACUCGUAUUUAUUCUUGAUGAUCA